AUUGCGCAGCCAGCACGUUCGCUCCAUCGGACCAACUCACACUGUCCCCGUCGUUCAAGCCAUGGAUAACUCACCAACCACGCUAUUCGAUUCUUACGAACAGGACUUCCGACAGACUAUUGAAAGUGUACGGGCCAAACUCGACGGGGACACCAAGGAUGAGCGAGGAGAACAGAGGAAAGCUGCCUUAAGGAGGGCGGAUAUGGAGCUAGAAGAAGCGGACGAAAUGGUGUCGCAAAUGGAGAUUGAGAUUCAGGGGAUACCGCAGUCUAUCAAACCACAGUACCAGACACGUUUGAAAGCGGCCAAGGCCGAUCUAACACGGUUUAAGAAGCUUUCCAAAGAUUUCCACUCCCAGUUUUCACGGACAGAAUUGCUUGCUUCGUCAGGGAGAAUCGGUACACCAUCGUCUGACGAGCCUUACGGAUCAACAAGUGAUAGAACACGGUUGCUUGCUGGGACCGCAACCUUGGAAGAUGGGACUAGACGCCUGCAAGAAUCUCAUCGCAUUGCUCUAGAGACGGAGGACCAGGGUGCCGAGAUUUUGUUGAAUCUACGUGCUCAAAGAGAGCAGAUUGAGAAUGCGAGAGAUACCCUCCACACCGCCGACACUUCGAUAGACCGUGCGGCUGGAACUCUGAAGAAGAUGAUCCGGCGGAUGAAGCAACAACGUGUUGUUACCAUAGCCAUCAUCAUUGUGCUUGUCUUGCUCAUCGGCAUUAUCAUUUACGAGAAACUAUUUGGAUAGGUUGACGCCGUUCUACGUGUGGAUAUUGUCGGUCGGGGAUGCCUAUUUAUUGUCCCACAUACCAUUGUGGGGUUUACGUUUCCCGCUUUCUUCAAUUUAGACUACUAAGGGUCGUGAAUGGGGACCUACCUUAUUCUAUUUCACUGUAACGAUGGUUCUGAACGGUUUUUGAUAACAUCUGCCACCUAAGCCGUACUUUUGAUGGUGACCUCAUGCGAUAGUCCGUAGUCAGGCCGACAUCUGGUUCCUCCUCCACAAUUGUUUCCCCCCCACCCGUACGGGUCCG
Molecule: messenger RNA, 1034 nt
Organism: Pisolithus orientalis
Lineage: Eukaryota; Fungi; Basidiomycota; Agaricomycetes; Boletales; Pisolithaceae
Product: t-SNARE
Exons: 5
Coding region: 62-748 (228 amino acids)
Biological process (GO): retrograde transport, endosome to Golgi; Golgi to vacuole transport; macroautophagy
Cellular component (GO): late endosome membrane; SNARE complex; Golgi apparatus
Molecular function (GO): SNARE binding; SNAP receptor activity
Source: RefSeq, a predicted model, not a curated record